This is a messenger RNA of Puma concolor (puma), 4038 nucleotides long. The record is from RefSeq and is a predicted model, not a curated record. Lineage: Eukaryota; Metazoa; Chordata; Mammalia; Carnivora; Felidae.
AUGAAGUCCAGCGGCCCCGUGGAGAGGCUGCUCAGAGCCCUGGGGAGGAGGGACAGCAGCCGGGCCACCAGCAGGCCUAGGAAAGCCGAGCCACACAGCUUCCGGGAGAAGGUCUUCCGGAAGAAACCACCAGUCUGUGCAGUGUGUAAGGUGACCAUCGAUGGAACUGGCGUCUCAUGCAGAGUUUGCAAGGUGGCAACACACAGAAAAUGUGAAGCAAAGAACCACCCUACUCCACCCCCUGGAGGGCUGGCCCAGGCGGGUGGACAGGAGACAGGGCUUUGCCCCCUCCCCAGGAGCUUCAGCCUGGACCCGCUUAUGGAGCGCCGCUGGGACUUGGACCUCACUUACGUGACGGAGCGGAUCCUAGCUGCCGCCUUCCCCGCGCGGCCCGACGAGCAGCGACACCGGGGCCACCUGCGCGAGCUGGCUCACGUGCUGCAAUCCAAGCACCGCGACAAGUACCUGCUCUUCAACCUUUCAGAGAAAAGACAUGACCUGACCCGCCUAAACCCCAAGCUCGGGGUCAUCGUCUCUGCCUACAUGCACUACAGCAAGAUCUCUGCAGGGGCGGACCAGGCAUUGGCUACGCUUACCAUGAGGAAGUUCUGUGAGGACAAGGUGGCCGCGGAACUGCAGCCCUCCCAGCGCCGAUAUAUCAGCUACUUCAGCGGCCUCCUGUCCGGCUCCAUCAGAAUGAACAGCAGCCCUCUCUUCCUGCACUAUGUGCUUGUGCCCGUGCUGCCAGCCUUUGAACCUGGCACAGGCUUCCAGCCCUUCCUCAAGAUCUACCAGUCCAUGCAGCUCGUCUACACAUCUGGAAUCUAUCACGUUGCAGGCCCUGGGCCGCAACAGCUCUGCAUCAGCCUGGAGCCAGCCCUCCUCCUCAAAGGCGAUGUCAUGGUGACCUGCUAUCACAAGGGUGGCCGGGGGACAGACCGGACCCUCGUGUUCCGAGUCCAGUUCCACACGUGCACCAUCCACGGACCACGGCUCACCUUCCCCAAGGACCAGCUGGACGAGGCCUGGGCUGAUGAGAGGUUCCCCUUCCAAGCCUCGGUGGAGUUCGUCUUCUCCUCCAGCCCUGAAAAGAUCAAAGGCAACACCCCACGGAACGACCCCUCGGUCUCUGUUGACUACAACACGGCAGAGCCUGCCGUGCGCUGGGACUCCUACGAGAACUUCAAUCAGCACCACGAGGACAGUGUGGACGGCUCCCCGACACACACCCGGGGACCCCUGGAUGGCAGUCCUUACGCCCAGGUGCAGCGGGCCCCCCGCCAGAGCCCACCGGCGCCCUCUCCAGAGCCACCUCCACCCCCCAUGCUCUCUGUCAGCAGCGACUCCGGCCAUUCGUCCACACUGACCACGGAGCCGGCUGCCGAGUCCCCUGGCCGGCCACCCCCAACGGCUGCGGAACGACAGGAGCUAGACCGCCUCCUGGGAGGCUGUGGAGUGGCCGGUGGGGGCCGGGGAGCCGGGCGCGAGACGGCCAUCCUGGAUGACGAAGAGCAGCCGCCCGUGGGCGGAGGCCCCCACCUCGGAGUGUAUUCAGGCCACAGACCCAGCCUCAGCCGCCACUGCUCCUGCCGCCAGGGCUACCGGGAGCCCUGCGGGGUCCCCAAUGGGGGCUACUACCGGCCGGAGGGAACCCUGGACAGGCGGCGGCUGGUCUAUGGGGGCUAUGAGGGGCACCCCCAGGGCUACGCCGAGGCCUCUGUGGAGAAGAGGCGCCUCUGCCGAUCCCUGUCUGAGGGGCCGUAUCCCUACCCCCCUGAGCUGGGGAAACCAGCCAACGGGGACUUCGGCUACCGUUCCCCAGGCUACCGGGAGGUGGUGAUCGUGGAGGACCCUGGGAUGCCUGCCCUGUGCUCCUGCCCCGCCUGUGAGGAGAAGCUGGCGCUGCCCACUGCAGCCCUAUAUGGGCUGAGGCUGGAGAGGGAGGCUGGAGAGGGGUGGGCGGGCGAGGCUGGCAAGGCUCUCCUGCACCCGGUGCGGUCCGGGCACCCACUGCCCCUGCUGGUGCCUGCCUGCGGGCAUCACCACACCCCGAUGCCCGACUACAGCUGCCUGAAGCCACCCAAGGCAGGCGAGGAAGGGCAUGAGGGCUGCUCCUACGCCCUGUGCCCUGAAGGCAGGUAUGGGCAUCCAGGGUAUCCUGCCCUGGUGACAUAUGGCUAUGGAGGAGCCGUUCCCAGUUACUGCCCAGCAUAUGGCCGGGUGCCUCAUAGCUGUGGCUCUCCAGGUGAGGGCAGAGGGUAUUCCAGUUCCGGUGCCCACUCCCCACGGGCUGGCUCCAUUUCCCCGGGCAGCCCGCCCUACCCACAAUCCAGGAAGCUGAGCUACGAGAUCCCUGCAGAGGAGGGAGGGGACAGGUACCCCAUACCUGGGCACCUGGCCCCCGCAGGAGCCUUGGCAUCUGCAGAAUCACCUGAGCCAGCAUCCUGGAGGGAGGGCCCCAGCGGGCAUAGCACCCUGCCUCGGUCUCCCUGUGAUGCUCAGUGCAGUGCCUCUUCUGAGCUGUCUGGUCCCUCCACGCCCCUGCACACCAGCAGCCCAGUCCAGGGCAAGGAAAGCACCCGACGGCAGGACACCACGUCCCCCACCUUGGUGCCCACUCAGAGACUAAGUCCUGGCGAGGCUUUGCCGUCCGUUCCCCAGGGAAGCGCCGAAAAGGCUCCCGAGCUGCCAGCGAGAAGCGGGCUUGAGCUUCCAGCCCCUGGCCCCUUCUCCCCCACCUCCCCGCCCAGCUCACCCAAGGACUGGCCUCAGGAGAAGAGCCCGGGGAGCCGCUCAGACAGCGCCAAUCCGAGGGGCCCCGUGCCCACCACACUGCCUGGCCUCCGCCAUGCCCCCUGGCAGGGACUUCGAGACCCCCCAGAUAGCCCGGAUGGGUCCCCCCUCACCCCUGUGCCUACCCAGAUGCCCUGGCUUGUGGCCAGCCCAGAGCCGCCUCAGAGCUCACCCACGCCUGCCUUCCCCCUGGCUGCAUCCUAUGACGUCAACGGCCCUACCCAGCCCCCACUUCCCGAGAAACGCCAUUUGCUGGGACCUGGGCAACAGCCAGGACCCUGGGGCCCAGAGCAGGCAUCACCACCAGCCAGAGGCACCAGUCACCAUGUCACCUUUGCACCUCUGCUCCCGGAUAAUGUCCCCCAACCCCCAGAGCCCCCUAUGCAAGAGAGCCAGAGCAAUGUCAAGUUCGUCCAGGAUACAUCCAAGUUCUGGUACAAACCACACCUGUCCCGUGACCAAGCCAUUGCUCUGCUGAAGGACAAGGACCCUGGGGCCUUCCUGAUCAGGGACAGUCAUUCAUUCCAAGGAGCCUACGGGCUGGCCCUCAAAGUGGCCACACCUCCACCCAGCGCCCAACCCUGGAAAGGGGACCCCUUGGAACAGCUGGUCCGUCAUUUUCUCAUUGAGACUGGGCCCAAAGGGGUGAAGAUCAAAGGCUGUCCCAGUGAGCCCUACUUUGGCAGCCUGUCGGCCCUGGUGUCCCAGCACUCCAUCUCCCCACUGUCCCUGCCCUGCUGCCUGCGCAUCCCCAGCAAAGAUCCUCUAGAGGAGACUCCAGAGACCCCAGUGCCAGCCAACAUGAGCACAGCAGCCGACCUCCUACGUCAGGGUGCCGCCUGCAGUGUGCUCUACCUGACCUCAGUGGAGACAGAGUCACUGACGGGCCCCCAAGCGGUGGCCCGGGCCAGCUCUGCAGCUCUGGGCUGCAGCCCCCGGCCAACCCCAGCCAUCGUCCACUUCAAGGUCUCAGCCCAGGGCAUUACGCUGACGGACAACCAAAGGAAGCUCUUCUUUCGCCGCCAUUAUCCAGUGAACAGCAUCACCUUCUGCAGCACUGAUCCUCAGGACCGGAGAUGGACCAACCCCGACGGGACCACCUCCAAGAUCUUUGGUUUCGUGGCCAAGAAGCCGGGAAGUCCCUGGGAGAACGUGUGUCACCUCUUUGCAGAGCUUGACCCGGAUCAGCCUGCCGGCGCCAUUGUCACCUUCAUCACCAAAGUCCUACUGGGUCAGAGAAAGUGA